This is a messenger RNA of Hymenoscyphus albidus, 1377 nucleotides long. The record is from the annotation of a GenBank genome assembly. NCBI's taxonomy places the organism in Eukaryota, Fungi, Ascomycota, Leotiomycetes, Helotiales, Helotiaceae.
AACACCCAAUUGCACCAGAUCUCCAACUUUCAAAACAUAUCUGGAGAUAUCGAAGUUGCAAAAGUCCUCAAAAUGGCCGACACCAAAAUCUACCAAGCCAGCACGACAGCACCCGUCAACAUCGCCGUCGUAAAGUCCGUCAACCUACCCCUCACCCCACUAACCCCCCUUUUCCUAUCCAAGCACCCCAAGAACUAACGAGAACCUGAAAAAAACAGAUACUGGGGAAAACGCGACCCCAAACUCAACCUCCCAACCAACUCGUCCAUUUCCGUCACCCUCUCUCAGGACGACCUUCGCACCCACACCACGGCAUCAUGCUCCUCCACCUUCGCCAGCGAUACCCUGCUCCUCAACUCGCAAUCCCAAGACACCAGCGGCGCCCGAACGCAAGCCUGUUUCCGUGAGCUUCGCGCCCUUCGCGCCGCACUGGAAGCAUCCAAUUCCUCUUUACCCAAGCUCUCCUCCCUCCCUCUCCGUAUCGUAUCGGAGAACAACUUCCCCACCGCCGCCGGUCUCGCCAGUUCCGCCGCCGGGUUCGCAGCUUUGGUGCGUGCUAUUGCGAAUUUAUACGAGCUGCCAGCCACGCCCACGGCACUGAGCAGGAUCGCGAGACAAGGGAGUGGAAGUGCCUGUCGCUCUCUUUUCGGUGGCUAUGUAGCAUGGGAAAUGGGUUCCAAGGACGAUGGAAGUGACAGUUUAGCCGUCGAAGUCGCACCGGCAUCGCACUGGCCCACCAUGCGGGCGCUCAUCCUCGUGGUCUCCGCUGAGAAGAAGGGCGUAAGCAGUACCUCAGGAAUGCAAAUCACCGUCGCGACAUCGCAGCUUUUCCAGCGACGAGCGGAGAUCGUGGUUCCUGCAGCGAUGGUGGCGAUGAAGAAAGCUAUCAAGGAGAAGGACUUUGAGAGUUUUGGCAAGGUGACGAUGAUGGAGAGUAAUUCGUUCCAUGCGACUUGUCUUGAUACCUUCCCGCCGAUUUUCUACCUGAAUGAUGUCUCCAAGGCGGCGAUCCGAUUAGUGGAGGAUAUCAACAAUGCUGCUGGGAAGAUCAUUGCGGCUUAUACUUUUGAUGCUGGUCCGAAUGCUGUCAUCUACUAUGAGGAGGAGAACACGGCUGCUGUAGCGGGUGUCAUUAAGGGUGCUUUGGGGGGAUUGGAAGGUUGGGCAAGUAGGGAGAUUGAACCCAAGGAGAGUACUUCAUUGGAUGCGAGAGCUGUUGGUGUUUUGAGAGACGGGGUUUCAAGAGUUAUCUUGACACAGGUUGGAGAGGGGCCAGUGAGAACGCAAGAGAGCUUGAUUGGGGCUGAUGGAGAGCCUGUUAAGAAGUAGAUAUGGGAUGGUGGAUGUUUCAACACAUUGGGAUUUGUGCAUCUGGUG